Molecule: messenger RNA, 6019 nt
Organism: Parasteatoda tepidariorum (common house spider)
Lineage: Eukaryota; Metazoa; Arthropoda; Arachnida; Araneae; Theridiidae
Gene: shtd
Product: anaphase promoting complex subunit 1
Biological process (GO): protein K11-linked ubiquitination; metaphase/anaphase transition of mitotic cell cycle; anaphase-promoting complex-dependent catabolic process
Cellular component (GO): anaphase-promoting complex
Molecular function (GO): molecular adaptor activity
Source: RefSeq, a predicted model, not a curated record
UUGGAUUUCCUCCAAUUCUAUCGAAGAGAAGUGAAUUCACUCAUCAUAAUCCAAACAAAUAGUUCUCUACUUUUACGAAUUUUAAAUGUUCCGACUUUGAAUUAUUUCUCUUUACGAUCUCUUAAAUAAUUUUAAACACAGAUGUUGAAAUUAUGAAAUAGUUAAAAAUCUGCAAAUCUGGAUGGCAAAGAGGCAAUGAUUACUGCUGGAGAACCACAAGAAUUCAUUCCUUUAGGGAGAGAACAUCUUUAUGUUCACCCUGGGGAUGUUUACUUGUUGACAGAUAAUGUUCCGGCAGCCCCUGUCUCAAAUGGACAUAGCCUUACAAGAGACUUACUGAAAGCAUUGCGUGGAGUUACCUUAAAAGAUCAAACUCAAGAGCAGUGGUUUCUGAAACAAAAUGAAGAUGAUGAUUGGGAAGAAGAAUUCUUUUGGAAAGGAAAUACAGUUGUUUGGAGUAAAAACUCAGGUCAUGGCAAAAAUAGAAUUAGAAGAGUGCACAAAUCUUUUACAAUGGAAAAUAAUGUUUUACAGGUAUUAUGGGCUGAAUUCAGGAUCAGAAGUUGCAAACCAAGAAUUGUAGAUUCUGUAAUUGAAAUGGAAGAUCCAAAGCAGGAAGUACUUGCAGGAGUGUGCAUCAUUGAAAAUUCUUCAUUGUCCAUAUUUUCACAUAAGGGAGAAGACUAUAUUGUUACAACUCCAUUCCAGGUACUAAGAGCUUGGUCUUCUAAGUAUGGAAUUAUAUUCGAACGAAAUGUACUUUUAGAUGAUAGUCAAUCAGAUCCAAAAUUAAAUCAGCUUGAUAAUUUACCUGUGAUAUUCAGUAUGAUGCACCCUCUUGAUGACAUAUCUCCUAUCAUUCAUAAAAGAAAAGAUGGUUUGCCCAUUAUUAGUUAUUUCUGUGAUCCAUCUGAAGAAAUAAUAUUUUGCUCUAAUAAACCAUCUCUUGUUUUGACAUAUAACAAAAAAGGAUAUCAUUCUAUAUGGAGAUUGCGAACUACAACUUUUCAGGAAGCAGAAUAUGCUUGUUCUAAAAUAAAAAUUCAAAAUUUAAAUACUAGCAGUACUCCUUUGACUAAGACCACAUCCCUCUCCUCAAAGAGCAAAUUAAACUUUUCAAAUCGAACUCCUUCAACAAAUGUAAAUAGUCCAUAUUCCAGUUAUCCUUCAAGUAGGGUUUCUUCACCAGCUAAUAUGCAAGCUAGAUCUUUUAGUCCUAGCAUAUCAAGCUUAACUCAUAUGGCUACAUUAAGUCGAUCACAACCACCUUCUCAUAACACUACAUCUUCUCAUCCUCAAAGUUAUACACCAAUGAGUACAUUAAGUUGUAGAAGUCCAAUAUCUCCUUCGCAAAGCUGUGAUGCCUCGAAAUUUAUGGAACCUUUAGCGCCUGAUAUAUGUUUUGAUCAAGAAUGGGUAGAUUCUACGAACUAUGAUAAGCCUGAAAAAGCCAGCAAAGCAUUUUUAUCUACAGAUAUAAUUGGUUACAAAUAUCUUUGUUUCCUAUUGAAAGAUCAUCGAUCACUUCAGCUUGUUAAAUUUCAAGAGAAUGAAGAAAGCAAUGAGUGGACUUUUGGCAGCAUAUCAUCAAUUCCUGGCAUUGAUGCAGAACCUCUCCCAGAUUUGAAUCUCAUUAUAGUUGUGGACAUAAAUUUCACUCUGUCUUUGUAUACUGGAUUAACAAAAGUUUCAAAAGUUCAUGUUACUGAUUUCUUUGGCCCAACAGGAGAUAAUUCUUUAUCGUCCAGUCAUUUACCGCCUCACUUAUUUUUUACUACUCCUAAACGAACUAGUUUGAUAUCCUCAACCAGACCUCCCAGUGCUGUUGGAACAAGGUUUGGAGAUGAAUCUGAAGUCUUAUCUCCUGUUCCUAUGGUUGUUGAAGAGCCAAGUUGCAAAAUCGUUCCUGAUGAAAUAUCAUUCUUUCAAAUUGGUAUUGUAAAAAAUGUCAGAGAUGGUGUCAAGAAUCGAGUGACUUUAGAAACAUCUGGUGGAUAUUUUAGGUUACAGAUACCAGAAGUUUCGAUUUCAAAUACCGUUCACAAAUGUUUGCAAGCCUUAAAAUUUGUUUUGAAAAAUGAAGUCUAUACUCAUAUGUUUGUGAAGUGGUAUUGUGCAAGAAAUGCUCCAGGACCUAAUGAUAUGACUACUAAAUCAGAACUAAUAACAUUUUUAAUUUGUUUAUUAAAUUUAUUGGGUUAUGAUGCAGAUAAUGUUAUAUUGGGAAACUGCAAACAAGAUUCCUCAAUAGGACCCACACAGAUGAAAAAGCAGAAAACUCACGAGAAAGGUUGUGAUGAGGAUUGGAUGUAUCUCGUAUCUGAAAACCUUCAUAAACAGAAUGUUGAGUUUAGAUUAUUAAAUCAGCUGGCCUAUUUUUCAAGUGUUCCAAUUGAAAAACGCCAUAUUGAUAAAUCUGGACUUCUUUAUAAAUAUAUGGCACAAAUAUUAUUUUCAUUGCAUUUGGUAUACGAGGAUUGUAAACUGGAUGUCACUUAUUGGGAAGAUUUAUCGCCAGUUUGCAGUUUUCUUUGUGAAUUAGCAAGAGAGCUUCGUCAACAUAAAUUUCUCGACCAUUAUUGGAUAGACUUUCCAGAGCAAUUCGAGUCUGUGAGCAAAAAUAUAUUGCUACCAAAUGAGGAGUUACGAAAAUUUGUAUUGCCAGCAUACCUGACUGUAGUCCCUUGUAUAUAUCGCCAAAUUAAAUCAUUUCUCACAUCAGGCAGUCCAGAUAUGAUAUUUCCUUACAUUCCCAAUGUGACCAAAAGAUUACAAGCUAUUAAUCUGGUCUAUGCUGUUCUUACUUCAGUUGAUUCACCCAUAAGUUCGGCAAAUGCUUGUCUUUAUAAAUUAGUCACACCAGAUCCAUUGCAAACAGAGAUAAUUGAUGAUAAUGUACUUCAAUCUUGUUACAUUAUUGAUAAGCAUCCAAAAAAAGCUGCUGUUUCUCUUCUAACUAAGCUGGGUUUUACUGAAAAGGAAAUCAAUACUCUCCCGAUCGGCAUUGCACUUCCAAUCAGAGAUGCCUUGAUCAAAUGUUGGCAUGAACCAUCAGGAUUGUGGACAAAAGAUGUUUAUGACUUAAUUGGAAGAAGAGAUUUAUCUUCUUUGCAAUCCACUGAAAAAAUCAAAAUACCAUUGCAAACAGUGAAACCCAAACAAGAAAACUCAAAAAAUGGGUCUAAUAAGGACAAUGAUGAUGGUCUCAAUCAUGUUGACUUAGAAGUUUUGAAAUUGAGAUUUGGUAAAGAUCAUAGAAUUCAUGAUGUGUACAAUAUGCUCCAAUCUUCUAAACCAGUCAAAAUAAAUUUGGUACAAAGACCUGAAGUCAGUGAUCAUGAAUUUAUUGAAGAACAAGAACGUCAUUUAUAUAAUUUGUGCAUAAGAACAAUGGCCGCUACUGUUGGAAGAGGAAUGUUUACAUUGAGAGCAUAUAACCCUGUUGUGACAGAAACGUUGCCAAUUCCAAAAUUGUGUCUUACAGGCCGUGCACCUCCUAGGAAUACCACUGUGGAUUUGUCUCAUAUUGAUGUUCCAUCUAAUAUGAAUAUGUGGCCAUUGUUUCAUAAUGGAGUUGCAGCUGGGCUAUCUAUUUCACUAAAUGCUUCUAAGAUUGAUUCAACAUGGAUGGUAUAUAACAAGCCUCGAAGUAGCAGUAGUGAUACACCCACUGAACAUGCUGGUUUUUUAAUGGCUCUUGGUUUAAAUGGUCAUUUGUCUCGUUUAACAUCACUAAGCAUUCAUGAUUAUUUAUGUAAAGGUCAUGAACUUACAAGUGUGGGAAUCCUUUUGGGAGUUUCUGCUGCAAAACGUGGAACCAUGGAUUUAAGUGCGACCAAAAUGUUAAGCAUUCAUAUUGAAGCUCUUUUACCCCCAACAUCUACUGAAUUAGAUGUAUCACCUACUGUUCAAGUUGCUGCUGUCAUGGGACUGGGGUUAUUAUAUCAAGGCUCUGGUCACCAUCACAUGGCAGAAGUACUACUGGGAGAAAUUGGUCGCCCUCCUGGACCAGAAAUGGAACACUGUGUCGACAGAGAAAGUUAUUCACUGGCUGCUGGAUUAGCUUUGGGAUUGAUAACAUUUGGUAAAGGGAAAAGCAUGUCUGGUGUUGCAGAUUUUCCAAUGGCAGAUCAACUGUACUAUUAUAUGGUUGGUGGUCAUAAAAGGCCUUUGACUGGAAUCCAUAAAGAAAAGCAUAAAUCUCCUAGUUAUCAAAUACGGGAAGGUGACAAUGUCAAUGUUGAUGUGACUAGUCCUGGAGCUACUCUUGCAUUAGGGAUGAUGUUUUUUGACACUGACAACCAUGCAAUUGCUGAUUGGAUGACUGCUCCCGAUACUCAAUUUCUUCUGGACAUGGUUCGUCCUGAUUUUUUAUUGCUCAGAACUCUGAGUAAAGGCUUAAUAUUGUGGUCGUCUGUUCAUCCAUCUGUUCAGUGGGUUGAAAGCCAUUUACCCUCUAUUGUUUUAAAGCAUGCAUUUCAAAAAACAAAUCAGCAAGAUGAUAUUGAUUAUGAAACAAUGAGUCAAGUAUAUUGCAACAUUAUUGCUGGAGGAUGUUUUUGCAUAGGUUUAAAAUUUGCUGGAUCUGGAAACAAUGAGGCUUUUAAAACACUGAUGCAAUAUGCAAAACAUUUCAUUCAGCUCUCCAGAAAAUAUGCUAGCGAUCAAGCUGGUCGGAGCACAGUUGAAACUUGCUUGAAUGUUAUUGUUUUAUCUUUAUCCAUGGUAAUGGCUGGUACUGGUGAUUUAGAUGUCAUUCGAAUUUGUCGUCACUUAAGAUCUAGAGUUCAUCAAGCUGCUAGCUAUGUAUUAUAUGGCUCACAUGUAGUGACACACAUGGGUCUUGGAUUACUGUUCUUAGGUGGUGGAAGAUUCACUCUGAACACUGCUCCCCUCAGUAUUGGUGCUCUGAUCUGUGCUUUUUUCCCAAAAUUCCCUCAGCACAGUAAUGAUAGCAGGUACCAUUUACAAGCCCUUUAUCAUCUCUAUGUACUAGCAGUAGAACCUCGACUGAUUGUUCCACGUCUGAUCGAUUCAAAUAAACCAGUCUACAUUAAUAUUAAAGUGAAGUUCAAGGACACUGAAUUUUAUGAAGAUGCAACAUUUUCUUUGAAAGCUCCAUGCUUGCUUCCUGAAUUGAAAUUUUUAGAAAAGGUAAUCAUUGAAGAUUCUAGGUAUUGGCCUAUUGUUUUCGAUUGCAAUGAAAACUGGGAAGUUUUACACAAUUUGCUGGAAAAUGGUGGUACUUUACAUGUAAUGCAAAAAGCUGGUUGUUUGCCCUACAAUGAAGACCCUAAAGGAUUUCAAAGUUUGUUGGCUCGAUCCUCUUUAUGGAACAACGUACAUGCCUGGAUAAGAAAAGACCUACAACUUUCAAAUUUUUCAUCUGAUCCUGUACCUCUCAACUUUGCAUCCUGCUUUUUAACAAAUACUGCUAAGAGUGAACAGGAAAAGGAAUGGCAACAAAAGAUGUGUGGUAUACUAUUUGAAUGUGCUUCAUUAGAGAAAAUGGAAGCAUUACCAAUAUCUGUUGCAAUGAUGCAGAUGUCUAAAAUGACACAUUUCAGUCAUCAUACAUUUGAAAUGUGGCAAAUAAAAUUAGUGGCAGCUUAUGACAGAUGGUGUAGAAGUUACAAUCAUCGUCACAAAGAUGACCUAACUUUGCUGAGACCUGAUAUGAGUAUUAUUAUGAUGAGUGAAAUGGAAAAAACAGUUAAUAACAUCAUAAAAAAUUUAAAACAGCCAUUACUUCAAUAUCUCUCGAACAAUUUCAAGCCUGUAAAUGAGAUCAUCCCAUCAUAUCCAGCUGUUUUAGUUGCUUUCAUAUUGUUUCAUGACCUUAACACAGCAAGUCCUGUAAAUUUCUUUUUCCAAGAUGAACUUCCAUUACCUAUCUUAGCUGCCAAACUUAGCAACACAAGUGUUUCUCUUGCAUCCAUCAUGUCCAUGAUAAAGAUACUGAAGUCAUAACUCCUGUUUGUGUAAUAUUUUUGUUAAUAAAAGCUUAAUUAACGUUUUA